AUGAGCGAGCUAAAGGAUUAUAUUGCACAGAUAGCAUCCAUAGCUAUGACGGUAUUGGUGAUGGUUUUCCAGAAUUGUAUAAUUCUAUUCAACUAUUCGUACCGAACAUACCCACAAUUUACAUUGAUGGUGAUGGGAAUUGUGGGAGCAUAUAUGGUAUAUCGAUUGGUGUUGAGAAUGAUACGGAUGUGGAUAGGGUUUUUGAUGGGAAUAAUAAAGGCCUUGUUGAUGCUAGUGUUUAUUUGUGUGUGUGGAGCAGUUUAUUUCAGAGGUUGGAGAUUUUUCACGCAAGACGUGCAUUUUAUCAAGCAGGCGAUCAUUGACUUGUACCACAACCACGAUGGAUCGCGGAAACACUAUACGAAGGGGUUUAAUGUGAUGAAUGGGUUCUUUGGGAUGUUUAAUGGGGGAGAUGCGCAAAAGGGCAAGUUCGGUCUGUCAAACGUGCUCGAGGACUACGGCAUUGAAAUUGACAAGUCGUACUUUGAUUACGUGGAAGACCACUUCCAUACGGGGGGAGACUUUGAUUUUGACAAGAUUGGUCAGUUUGUCAGCGAUAAUCUUGGAGAUUUAUUGGAAGGCGUUGAUAUGCAAGAAAUGAGCAACAAUAUCUUGGGAAGCUUUAUGAACCGGAAUUAA
Messenger RNA from Debaryomyces hansenii CBS767, 639 nucleotides. RefSeq lists its product as uncharacterized. The coding region runs from base 1 to 639 and encodes 212 amino acids. The transcript has a single exon. The record is from RefSeq and is a predicted model, not a curated record. Lineage: Eukaryota; Fungi; Ascomycota; Pichiomycetes; Serinales; Debaryomycetaceae.